AUGUUCAGUAAAAUUGUAGCUUUUGGAGCCAUCCUGGCUGUAGCCAACGCCGGCUACUACGCUCAUGGGCCAGCUGUAUCUUCUCAAAGCAUUGUCCGUCAUGAUGAAGCUUUAGGACACCUGGCUGCUCCAGCAUAUGCCGUGCCCUUGGCUUAUUCGGCACCUUUGGCCUAUGCUGCCCCUGUGGCUUAUGCUGGAUCCUACGAAGGACACGAUGAACAUGCCUAUCCAAAAUACGACUUCGCGUACUCCGUGGCUGACCCUCACACCGGAGAUCACAAGUCCCAGCACGAGAGCCGCGAUGGUGAUGCAGUCCAUGGGUCCUACAGUCUUGUGCAACCCGAUGGCGUUCUCAGAGAGGUCCACUACACCGCUGAUGACCACAACGGUUUCAACGCCGUCGUCCAAUACUCCGGCCCUUCCUACCACGCCCAAAUGUUCAGCAAAGUUAUCGCAUUCGGCGCUUUCUUGGCCGCUGCCAAAGCUGGUCUACACGGCCAGGCUGUGUCAUCUCAGAGCAUUGUCCGUCACGACACUGGCUAUGGAUCAGCUGCCUACGCUCCUUUAGCCUACGGAGGACAUUAUGGAUCUUCUCACUACGAUGGACACGACACCUAUGCGCACCCAAACUACGACUUCUCCUACUCCGUGGCUGACCCCCACACCGGAGACCACAAGUCCCAGCACGAGAGCCGCGACGGUGACGCAGUCCACGGCUCUUACUCCUUGGUGCAGCCUGAUGGCUCCGUCAGACAGGUCCACUACACUGCUGAUGACCACAACGGAUUCAACGCAGUAGUACACAACUCCGCGCCCUCAGUUCACCCCCAGCACGCCUACCACCACCACUACUAAGCUAUCCCCAAAGUUCCUACAAAAU
This is a messenger RNA of Pieris brassicae (large cabbage white), 880 nucleotides long. RefSeq names its product cuticle protein 18.6-like. Gene Ontology annotation, cellular component: extracellular matrix. Bases 1 to 855 code for a protein of 284 amino acids. The transcript is spliced from 8 exons. The record is from RefSeq and is a predicted model, not a curated record. Lineage: Eukaryota; Metazoa; Arthropoda; Insecta; Lepidoptera; Pieridae.